UCCUCUCUCUCUUUCUCUUCAUCACCAUGGACAACAUUGGUGAUGAGUACAGGCAUUACUGGGAAACCAACAUGUUCCUCCAAACCGAAGAGCUCGACAGUUGGGGAUUGGGGGAGGAGGCGUUUUCCGGGUACUAUGAUUCCAGCUCCCCUGAUGGAGCAGCUUCGUCGAUGGCCUCCAAGAACAUUGUUUCAGAGAGGAACAGGAGGAAGAAGCUCAAUGAGAGGCUAUUUGCUCUUAGGGCAGUGGUACCCAACAUUAGCAAGAUGGAUAAGGCUUCUAUAAUCAAAGACGCCAUUGACUACAUCCAAGAGCUUCAUGAUCAAGAAAGAAGAAUUCAAGCGGAGAUCAUGGAUUUGGAAUCUCGAAAAUCAAAGAAAAGUGUCAUGUGUAGUUCUGAUUUCGAACAAGAGCUUCCGGUCUUGUUGAGAUCAAAGAAGAAGAAAAUCGAGCAGCUGUAUGACUCUGGAGGAUCAAGAACUUCCUCCAUUGAAGUCCUUGAACUUAGGGUUACGUACAUGGCGGAUAAGACAGUGGUGGUGAGCCUGACAUGUAGUAAGAAAACAGACACAAUGGUGAAACUGUGCGAGGUCUUUGAAUCUUUGAAGCUCAAAAUCAUUACAGCGAAUAUCACUGCCUUUGCUGGGAGGGUACUGAAGACUGUCUUCAUUGAGGCAGACGAAGAAGACAAGGAUCAUUUGAAGGUUAAAAUUGAAACAGCUAUUGCAGCUCUGAAUGGUCCGCAAAGCCCCAUGAGCAUAUAAUGAGAGAACUUAUUGAAGUCGAUUUCAUAAUUUGUUGGGUCUCUCCUUGGUGCAUGUUUUCAUGAAGAGCCUUCGCUUUGGUUUUUGUUAUGAGAAAAUCGACAUACUUUUGUUCAUGGCUAGUGUUAAACAGCAUGAUGCACUUGCGACAACGAAAACAUGUUUGAGAGCUCUAACUAUUAUAAAAUGUCACUUGGAGGUUACUUAAUCUGAAA
Messenger RNA from Argentina anserina (silverweed cinquefoil), 979 nucleotides. RefSeq names its product transcription factor bHLH35-like. Gene Ontology annotation, cellular component: nucleus. The transcript has 6 exons. The record is from RefSeq and is a predicted model, not a curated record. The coding region runs from base 27 to 764 and encodes 245 amino acids. Gene Ontology annotation, biological process: regulation of DNA-templated transcription. NCBI's taxonomy places the organism in Eukaryota, Viridiplantae, Streptophyta, Magnoliopsida, Rosales, Rosaceae. Gene Ontology annotation, molecular function: sequence-specific DNA binding; protein dimerization activity; DNA-binding transcription factor activity.